This is a messenger RNA of Alligator mississippiensis (American alligator), 4443 nucleotides long. It is a transcript of the gene NADK, whose product is annotated as NAD kinase. The record is from RefSeq and is a predicted model, not a curated record. The coding region runs from base 696 to 1823 and encodes 375 amino acids. Gene Ontology annotation, molecular function: NAD+ kinase activity. NCBI's taxonomy places the organism in Eukaryota, Metazoa, Chordata, Crocodylia, Alligatoridae. The transcript is spliced from 10 exons. Gene Ontology annotation, biological process: NAD+ metabolic process; NADP+ biosynthetic process.
GUACAGAGGCUGUCGGCAGUACUAAGAGCACCGUGGUUGCCAAGAAAAAGACAGUUAAUGCAGUGUUUAAAUUAGUUGAAGAGAUGAGGACAUUCGCGGGUCAUUGGAGUAGAAGGCUAUUAAGAAUCUAAACUGCCGAUGAUAGUUUCAGCUUUUAAGAGUUCUCUUUCUUAUGUCUUUGGGCUUCUAAAAUGUCAUCUGAUUUUUCCUGGUUACUGAAAAUAUUUUUAACAAGUGGACUAUAAUGGAAAAUCCUGGACUAGAGUGUGGUGGCAACAGUUUGUAUGUUAGUGUAAAAUCUGAGUGUCUUCUGUAAUGCUAGUGUUGGUGACUGUCUUUUAUAAGCAAGCCUUCCAAAAUAAUGUUAAAUGAUCCAGAUGAAUGGAAUUAAUUUUUAAUGACAAUACAGUGGUUUGAAUAUAUUAUUGUGUUAGCUUUAGGCUUAGUUAAACUUUUUUUUGAAAGGGAGUUUGGCUUUUUGAAACAUUAAGAACCUAUUGAAGAUUUUUAACACUCUUUUUAAAGGGAUUUUUCUUUGAAACUGAAACUACCCCCCACACCAUUUAUUAGGAUUAUUUGAAACAUCAAAUUAAAUAGUCAUCUUGGACAAAACUAAUGAUAAAAUAAAAAGUGAUUAGGUCUAAGACUUUUCCAGAGCUCUUUUUUACCUUGCCUGACUUUUUUUGAAGUAAAUCAUGAAGAUCUUUGAACAUGUUAUGAAUAAUCUCUACUUAAAUAGAACUACGGGGAAGUGGCACAUUCAGGAUCCAGCAAGCCAGCGGUUGACAUGGAACAAACCUCCCAAGAGUGUCCUUGUUAUCAAAAAGAUUCGUGAUGCUAGUCUGCUACAGCCCUUUAAAGAACUGUGUGUGUAUCUUACUGAGGAGAACAACAUGAUUGUUUAUGUAGAAAAGAAAGUGUUAGAAGACCCAGCCAUAGCUCAUGAUGAAAAUUUUGGACCAGUGAAGAAAAAAUUUUGCACUUUCAGCGAAGAUUAUGAUGAUAUCUCUAAUCAGAUAGACUUCAUCAUAUGCCUGGGAGGAGAUGGGACCUUACUUUAUGCUUCUUCACUUUUCCAGGGUAGCGUACCUCCAGUUAUGGCUUUUCAUCUUGGAUCUCUUGGAUUUCUUACUCCAUUUAACUUUGAGAACUUUCAGUCCCAAGUUACUCAGGUUAUAGAAGGCAAUGCAGCACUUGUUUUGCGGAGCAGGCUGAAAGUGAGAGUAGUAAAGGAGCACAGAGAGAAGAAAGUGAUACAAAAUGGUAUAGAAGAAAAUGGAAUGGUACCUACAAGUCUAGAGAAAGAAGUGGUCAAGCAAAUCAUGCAAUAUCAGGUCCUAAACGAAGUUGUUGUCGAUCGUGGUCCUUCCUCCUACCUUUCCAACGUAGAUGUUUAUCUGGAUGGGCACCUUAUAACCACAGUGCAAGGAGAUGGCGUUAUCGUUUCCACACCGACUGGUAGCACUGCUUAUGCUGCUGCAGCUGGAGCUUCAAUGAUUCAUCCAAAUGUUCCUGCAAUCAUGAUCACCCCAAUCUGUCCUCACUCAUUGUCCUUCAGACCCAUUGUUGUCCCUGCAGGAGUGGAGCUCAAGAUUACACUGUCCCCUGAUGCCCGGAAUACAGCAUGGGUUUCAUUUGAUGGGAGGAAGAGACAGGAAAUCUGCCAUGGAGACAGUAUUAGCAUCACUACCUCUUGCUAUCCCCUUCCUUCAAUCUGUUUCCGAGAUCCUGUGAGCGACUGGUUCGAAAGCCUGGCUGAGUGUUUACACUGGAACGUUCGGAAGAAGCAAAAUAACUUUGCUGUUGAAGAAGAAGAAUUUUGAAUGUUGAAAGCUAACGAUGCUCAUGUGGUUUAAUGUGGCAGUAUCCCUUGUGAUAAAAUUUUGGUUUUAAAGCCUGUAGCUCCUGGGAAUAAACACAAUAGACACAUAUUUUAAACAGUGAUGUACCUCAUAUCAGUCAGAUCUGCUGAUGACCAGAAGUGAUCACGUUAUAUCCAAUCCACUGGCAGUAGGAAUUCAAGGUUUAAAAAUCUGACUCUUGCCAUCUAAACUUAAUUUUUUUUAUUUUAAAAUUUUAAAAUGGGUUGAAAUUGCUAAUCAGCAGGGCUGUCCCUAGGGGGGGUGGGGCACAAAUCAGGGCAACCGUCCUGGGCCCUGCACUUUGUGGGGCCCUGUGGAGCCAGGUGGAGUGGCUGUGGCACCUCUGUGCUGCUACCACCGGCUUCGCAUCCAGCUGCUUGCUGCUACCCUACACGCCGCCCCCCUCCCUCCCCCCCCCACUGGCGCCACCGCCAUUGGCUUCUUCAUAUCCAGGGUGUGCAGGAUCGAGUCGGGGGUGGGGCCCCAUACAAGCUGAUUUGCACCCUGUUCGGGUCAGCUCUGCUAAUCAGUAUCCAAAACACCUACAAUCUUGAUUGUAAUCAGCAAUUUGCAAAGUGACAUGGUAGGUUGUAUACAUAAAUAAUAGAAAAGUGAAUUAAAAUAUUCCAAUUAGUUUGGAAUAUUUGUUAUUCUCUGUUAAGAUUUCUCUUCCUUUAAAACAAAGGAAUCUUACUCAGAAUGCCUUCCCAUUGAGACAACACUUAAAUCCUUUGCCCUUACAUGCAAGUGUGGCAAGAAUUUUGGUGGAAAGAAACAGUUAGUUAUACUGAUUAAACUCUCUAUUUUUAGUAGUUAAAACUGUUGAAAACCCUCUUAUUUCUGCCACUUAAAUUAACAUUGUCUGGUCUUAUCACUUUGUUCUUACCAUCCAAAAAGACAGGGUUGACUGGACAGAGUUGGUAAAGUGUUACUCUAUUAAUGUGUACAUUAACUGAUUUAUCCUCAGCAGUUCCCUGCUUUUUCAGCAUGGUUGGGAGCUUUAGAAAUGUGUAGAAUUUUUGUAAUCCCUGAAAUAAACAUCAUUUGAGAUUGUAAAUGACAAACUUUUGCCAGAGCCAGAAGAGCCUGGACUUGGACUACUACUAUGUUGUCUAAAAUCACUGACCACUAGUGCUGUUUCUUAUUCUGAGAAAUAUGAGCAUUGUGAGUUAGGACCUGAAUGCCCUUAACUAACUCCCCCUUGAAGUCUAAGGGUGCUCAGUACUCAAGGGUUGGGCCCUUGAGUAACAAGAAAGGGAUACUGCAUUGGUAGGCUGAUAAGAAACAGGACACAUUCCCAGCAUAGUAGCGAUGGUGCCUUCAGCACACUUCAAGAUGUUUUAAGUCUUGUAUGUACUUUUUUAAGAUUCUUUCAAAUGUUUCUAACUUGUUUAUGUACAUAAUUUUAUUGUACAUGCUUUUAUGAAGAUAAGUAGUUUAAAAAAAGGGUUUGUACUCAGCUUUUACUAAGAAAAAAUCAAACCCAGUUAUAAUGUUUACAUUAAUGUUCUUUGUGGUGUAGUCUCUCACUACCAUGCUAUCCUAAUCCUAAUAUUUUCAAAUAACCUCUGCAUAGACCAUUAAAGGGAUGGACGAUCUCUGCUAGCCUUGCAGUAUAUGGCAUGUUAUGGCAGAAGAAUCUGUUUCUUCUUGAUUAAGUGUGGGGUUUCCUGUAAGUGAAAUGAGUUCUGUUGAACUUUUCAUGGUUGUCUUACUCUUGUUUGUGUGGUCAGGGUUAAUAAUGGGAAAUGUACUAAUUCCCAUGCUCUACCUAGCCUGAAGUCCUUCGAGUUAAUAUCUCUUCCUUUGUUGGAUGUUGCCCUAGUGUGUUUAAUUUUGUCCAGUUAAGAUGAGAGCACUUUGCGUGAAGCAGAUUGUAGCUCUCCACUAAAAUUGUGUUAAUAUAAAUUAAUGUUCGAUUUGUAAAUACUUUGUAAAUUAGACUAUUGUUUAGUUUGGUCUGGACAAGCAAAACUUGUGAUGUUAUCUUUGAGCAUGUUCAGAUAUCUUUGGAGCUUUUGUUUUUUUGUUGGGUUUUUUUUUUCACUUGAAUUUACAGUAACCAUUUUAUCACUGUUUAAAGCUGCUUACGGGUUUCCUAGACAGUAUUCAGUUUCUGAAUAGCUGUUUACUUUCUGAGCUAUAGAAACAUUAUAUUUUGCUUUGAAAAAUAUACAUUUCCUUAUUUAAACAUGCAAUAACUGAAAAAGGAACAGGGUAAAGCCUUUAAUUUUUAGUGGAGGUAUAAAUAUCCUGAUAAAAAAAUAUAAGCCAGAAGGUUUAGUAAGAUAGGAAGCAGAAAUAACCUGCUGAAGUGAUGAUAAGGCAAAAUGACUAAGAGCCUUAUACUGAACUUAGAAUUUUUUAAAAACUAAAAUUGCAUCUUCAGCACCUUUUUUUAUUUGUGCUUUUUUUAUAAUAGUAAACAUCUUUCAUGACAUGGAACAGAUCGUGGAACAUUAAUUUUCAGAGUGUACACUUCCUAAAAUGUAAUUUCUAAACACAUCCUAUGUAACUACUCCCUCCAAAUUGGACUUAUGCGGUUUUAUUAAAUUUAAUCUAACAUGCAGAGGCAAUUGCA